Molecule: messenger RNA, 4393 nt
Organism: Rhea pennata
Lineage: Eukaryota; Metazoa; Chordata; Aves; Rheiformes; Rheidae
Gene: ANKS3
Product: ankyrin repeat and sterile alpha motif domain containing 3
Exons: 18
Coding region: 188-2158 (656 amino acids)
Cellular component (GO): cilium
Molecular function (GO): protein binding
Source: RefSeq, a predicted model, not a curated record
CGGUUAGACGAUGUCUGUCAUUUUUGGAGUUCAGCGUUUGUUUUAAUGCCUCUGUGAGCCUCAUGCCUGCACUGGAGUGUAUACGAAUCCCGGAGUCCACUGCAGCAAACUACCAGCAAACCUCCUCAGCAAGUCUUACUGCUCCAGGCUACAGCUGGCUAAGGAGGGGAUCAAGGCGGAGGACAGGAUGUCAGAGCUGAGUGACGAAGCCAGUGAGUCGGAGCUGCUGAGCCGCAGCCUUUCUAUGUGGCAUGGAGUCAGUCAGAUGAUCUGUCGGGAAGAACUGGACGUUCCCUUGGACUUGCAUACAGCCUCCUCCGUUGGCCAAUAUGAGGUGGUACAGGAGUGUAUUCAACGUGGAGAUCUGGAUUUAAAUAAGAGGAACUGUGGUGGCUGGACCCCACUGAUGUAUGCCUCCUACAUCGGUCAUGACACCAUUGUGCAUCUGCUGCUGGAAGCAGGAGUGAAUGUCAACAUCCCAACACCAGAAGGGCAGACACCGCUCAUGCUGGCCUCCAGCUGUGGAAAUGAAAGUGUUGCUUAUUUCCUUCUCCAGCAAGGCGCAGAGCUGGAGAUGAAGGAUAUUCAUGGUUGGACAGCCUUAUUUCACUGUACCAGCGCUGGACAUCAGCAGAUGGUGAAGUUCUUGCUGGACAAUGGGGCAAAUGCCAACUGCAAGGAGCCUGUGUAUGGAUAUACUCCUCUGAUGGAAGCAGCUGCUUCUGGCCAUGAGAUAAUUGUUCAGUACCUUCUCAAUCAUGGAGUAAAAGUAGAUGUGAGAGAUAACACUGGAGCUACAGCACGGACCCUGGCCAUGAAGUAUGGACAUACGAAGAUUGUGGGAUUGAUAGACUUGCAUACAGCCCCAGUGCCCAAGGUCUUCUGCAGGGGUCCAGGAAAAUAUGAAGACUUGAGUUCCUCAGAUGAAUCAUGUUCUGCUCCCCAGAGACAGCGACCUGUUCGUAGGACCAAGGGUCCCAGCAUUCAUGAAGGGCCCCAGGCUUUGGCUAAAAUAACAGCAGUUGGAAUUGGAGGAAAGAAGCAGUCUCACUAUGACCAGGUCCCUCUUCAUGGCUAUGUUACAUUCAAUGAUGAUGGCAGCUGUGAAGCAGAUGAUAUCCGGAACCGGGAUGUUACCUCUCCAAUCAAUGAGCAGGAUGUGGAGAGCAGCAGCAGCAGGGAGGAGAAUGUUUUCUGCACCAACAACUUGUCAACCGUCAGGAGCAGCAGCAGCAGCAGUGAGUGCCUGACCAAAGCCCUGGGGGUCAGCAGUGAAGGCUCUCUGGAGAGCAAUGAGGAUUCUGAUCAAGCAAAUAGCCCUCCUAGUCGGAAACAAGCCAAAAGCCUUAAGAUCAAGAACCGCUACAGCAACAGUGAUAGCCAGUGGACACACUGCUCUGGGAAACCUGGGAGCUCUAGUCAGCACAUCAUUCUUCCUGAGCCCCCUGUCUAUACAGGACCUCAGGACCUGGCAACGUUCCUUGAGCAGAUUGGGUGCCUGAAGUAUCUGCAGGUGUUUGAGGAGCAAGACGUUGACCUCCGAAUCUUCCUGACCCUCACAGAGAGUGAUCUGAAGGAAAUAGGCAUCACUUUGUUUGGACCCAAGAGGAAAAUGACGUCUGCCAUUGCCCGUUGGCACAGCAACGCUCGACCCCCAAGUGAUGCCCUGGAGCUGGCCUAUGCGGAUCGACUGGAGGCUGAGAUGCAGGAACUGGCCAUUCAGCUGCACAAGAGGUGUGAAGAGGUGGAGGUGAUGAAGGGCCAAGUGUGCCAGGAGCAGAAGCUGCGUGCAGUGGCCGAGAGCUGUUUGAUGGAGCGGGAUGAGACCUUGAAUGAUGUCCAGUGCCAGCUCAGAGAGGCUCAAGCUAUCACCAAGAACGCUGGGGUCCUACUGGAUCAAAUCAAGUCCUGUCAGGUGGAGCUGUCCUCCCGGCUAACCCAAGAGCAGGCAAUUGGCAGAGUGCUGGACACGAAGAUGCAGUUUGGAACUGGGCUAAAAGCAUGGCCGCCUUCCUUGAAGUCUCUGAGUUUGCCUGAGCUGUCAGCUGUCCUGGAGGAGUGUGUGGGAGAAAUGGGAAAAGCUCUGCAAACUGUGACUCAAAACCUUCAGAGGAUUCAAACCCUGGGACAGGGCGGGCAGAGCUGGCUAGAGCCGUAACGAAGCAGGACGGAAUACUGACGUCGGGUGACUGUUCCACCCGGAAGCAAAGUGUGCCUGGGAGAAUGAGCAUGAGGGCUGUGCUGGCAGUACUGCAGUUCGGCUGAGAGUGCUGCAGCGGCUGACAGAUAUGUGGAAGAAGGUCUCAGCCAUUGGAGAAUGUGCCUGAGAGAACAAGGGACAGCAGAGGACAAGGACUCAACAGCUCUACAGGCCUCACUGUUGUCUCGGUUCACAGGACCGCAUUAUUCAUAUCGAAAGGUUAGGUUAACAGGAGAAGCACUGAGCUGGGAGGGUUUAUCUAGCUUAAGCUUUCUGCAGCCUUCAUCAUCAAGGGCCGUGUGGUGUUAGCAAGCUGACUGUCCACAGCAAUCAGGUUAAUCAGGUUACUCUUCUGUGUCCCAUCCUCCCCAAGACCUCUGACACCUGCUGCAGCCCCUCCUGUGACAUGUGAAUUGGUAGUUGUCCAGGAGCUGAUCCCAAAAAUGUGUACGAAGCAAUAAAGAGAGCAGGUUUGUGAGUGAGUAGAGUAGAGCUAGUAGUGGCUGCAGGUUCACUGAGCUGCACAGUUCUUGCAGCCCUAGUCUCUAGCUGGCAUGUCUUCCCUUUUGCCAUCUCAGCUCUGUCCUUCAAAACCUCUCCCUCCUACCAGCCAACCCUGGUUCAGUCCAGAUUCUUGCCACCUUCAGGAGUUGUGACUGUGCUCUUCAGCGCUAAAGAGCUUGUUUUUUUGUGCUAAAUGCCUAAUGGCAGACACAUUGGCAGUCAAGUUUCACUGCCAAGAUCCCAACACAGAGUGGUUGCAAGGCAGAUGUGCCCCUGGAAGGACAUGAGAGAGAAGGAAAAGCUCCAGAGACUGUUCACUCUCCCGUGCUUCUGGCAAGCAGCAGAGUGCCAAGGCAGGCAGAAUAAGAAUGAGGGAUAGAGGUCUGUCCCCUGUGGGAGAUGGGUAAAAAAUCAUGUCCUAAAUCUAGCUACAGUGCAAAGCUUCAGUCCUCAACCACUGCCUGUCCUUGGAUUCCAGGCUUCAAUGUUAGGAAAUAGAUCUGCCAAGGCAUUCUUGCACCAGCAGUGUGAGUGUUUCUGAAGUGCAAGCAGGUGGUGCAAGAAGAGGCUGACUCCUCAGAGAGACUAGCCCAUCUCCUGGAGGUGUGCAAGCAGCCAUAAGGGGACCAGUGACAGCUGUGUUAAAGCAAAAUGGCUUCUAGCACUGUGCAGUGAUUCUCUGUUCUUGUGUACUGGUGAAUCCUGGGGGACGACGACUUAAUUCUGAGUGAUUGGUUUGAGGAGCCUGGAAAAGCGUCCUUCCCUUUGCUGAAGUGGGGAAGAAACAGUGUUUUCUUUCUGUUUUUUUUUUUUUUUGUUUUUUGUUUUUUUUUUGUUUGGAGCUUGAUCACUGAUGACCAAGUACAAAAAUCCAUUCCAACUCCUUCUGAUCAGCGGCCUGGGACUGUUUAGCAUGAAAGUUAAUCUGUGUUUGACAACAGUGACAUCCAACUUGGCUGUCCCAAUGAAAAGGUGGACUGGUGCUUCCUGGGGACAGUCUUGGGACACUGAGGCAGAUAGAGCCUGCCUUACUGGUAGUUUAUGUGCAGAGCAGUGUGCUCAACUGUGUGGCAUUGCCUUGUGCUCACGUCUGACUCUUAGACUUGAGAUCAAAAAAUUGUGUGCCAUGUUUAACAAAUGAGUCAGUGACAUGGGUGUGUGCAUGUAUGCAUCUGAUGCCUAGCUGAGCAGCAGGCAGGAGGAUAAGGCUGCAGGAGGCUUCACCCUGAAAAACGUUUUGCUGUGGCAGAGCUGAUUCUCCUGAAGGCUUUAAUUCUUGAGGCAGCAACCCUGACAGCUCCUCAAAGUAUUGAGGACAUGAUGACUGUACUGGAAACAGUAUUUCGGGCCUUGUUCUCCAUUCCCUGGUGCCAGAGGAAAUGUGGGGAGCGCCAAGGCCUUGUGUAUUCCCCUCUUCACAGCCUUGGGGGUGUCUAUGGUUGCACCAGCACAGCACUGGCAGUGCUGCUUCCCUUGGAAGUCCAGACUUGCAGUAAAGGCAAGGAGCGUGUGGGACAAGGGGAGACUUUUGUAGAGGCAAAAAAAUAAGUGGAAGGGCCUUGUAGCAUCUGGAGAGCAUGCAAGGCCCUGGCCUGGCAAUGCCUCAGCAGAGCUGGAGAGGCUGUGCAGAAAAUUGGGUGGCAGGAAGGAGAGAGUGUACACACUUGGGAUCAACUUUGCUAGGUCUUA